AUGAAAUCCAUCAUCUUCGUUUUACUGUCCGCAAAGCUGGGCUUGGCGGCCAAGGUCCUGGCCCAGAAACCGCAGAUGGGUUGGAACUCAUGGAACAGCUUCAAGCUCAAUGUGAGCGACGAGCUAGUCCGGUCAACCGUUGACGCCUUCAUCGAUACUGGUCUUGCCAAGCUUGGCUAUGACCACGUGCUGAUUGAUGAUGGAUGGCAAGACAGUGAGCGUGAUUCAGACGGCAAGCUUGCAGCAAACCAUACCAGGUUUCCCGGUGGUAUCUCUGCCACGGCUGCGUACGUUCACUCCAAGGGACUCAAAAUCGGUAUUUAUAGCGAUGCCGGGAUCUUUACGUGCGGAAAGUAUCCUGGUAGCUAUGGCUAUGAGGAAGUUGACGCACAAACCUUUGCUGAUUGGGGUGUCGACUACCUCAAGUACGACAACUGUGGUGGCUUCCAAAGCAACACUCUCUCUGUUCAGGAGCGGUUUCUCAAGAUGUCGUACGCUCUGGCCGCCUCGAGUCGCCAGAUCUUCUAUUCGCUUUGCGAAUGGGGUAAUCAGUUCCCCUGGCUCUGGGCCGACCAAAUAGGCGAGUCUUACCGAAUGUCGGGUGACAUCUACUCGUCUUUCUCUAAAGACAGAGCAAGCAUAUGCAAGACAGCGUAUUGUAUGAACCAAGGCUACGCUGGAGUUAGCGUUCUGACGAUGAUACGCAAGAUGAGAGAAAUGAGCCCGUUCUCGAAACCAGGCUCUUGGGCCGACAUGGAUAUGCUGGAGAUUGGAACUUGGACCAUGACGGAGCUGGAAGAGCAAACACACUUCUCCUUCUGGGCUGCCCUGAAGUCUCCCCUCAUCAUUGGCGCUAAUCUCCAAAACAUCAGCGACACCUCGCUCGCCAUUUACAAGAACAAGGAAAUCAUCGCUCUGAACCAGGAUGACGCAGGCAAGGCUGCUGUGUAUCUGCCGAAGCUAUCGGAGGAAGGCAGUUAUCAGGUUUGGGCAGGGCCACUAAGUUCCGGGACGAGGCGACAUGUGAUCUUGGUCCAGAACUAUGAUAGCGACGACGUGGACGUUGAGGUUUCCUUGGAGGAUAUUCCAGGUCUUUCUGUUCAGAAACAGUUGAAGAUCAAAGAUGUCUGGGCAGGAAAAGUAGUUACUGCAUCCGGAGGCAAGGUCAGCUUGAAGGGUAUCAAGCCGACGCAGACCAAGGUCCUGGUCCUUUCGAGAGAGCGAGACGUUCUAUAG
Molecule: messenger RNA, 1236 nt
Organism: Fusarium tjaetaba
Lineage: Eukaryota; Fungi; Ascomycota; Sordariomycetes; Hypocreales; Nectriaceae
Product: alpha-galactosidase
Exons: 3
Coding region: 1-1236 (411 amino acids)
Biological process (GO): carbohydrate metabolic process
Molecular function (GO): hydrolase activity, hydrolyzing O-glycosyl compounds
Source: RefSeq, a predicted model, not a curated record